AUGAAUAGAGCAAGUGAAAGCGAAGAAAUCUUAGAUCUUUAAAAUAAUAGCAAGAAUUUCAAGUAAAUUAUCUAAAAAUAAGUAUUAGCAAAAAAGGCAAUCGACCAUAGCAUUAUUAAAGGGUUAACGCUAAUUUACGCUAAUAAAUAAUAGAAUAAGCCUGCAUUAAAGGCUAACCAUUAAGAUAGGUUUAAACAAUAAAAUUAUGAUUUAGAUUGCAUAAAACUUAGGAAUUAAGUACUCGACAGCUAAAGCGAUUGUCUAGGUAUAUUAAAACGAAGGUAGAAUAGGAAAAAAAAGAACAAGAGAUAAAAGAAUUUAUCAAGAAAUAGAAACUUAUAUAUUGAUUGUCAAUAAGUAAACAGGAAAGAUAGAAAAAAAGAAGCUUAAAUCAGAAUGCAAUGACCUGAAAUCAAAUUUCGAAAAUGCUUCCAGAAAGUAAAAGUAUAAAAUAUAGAAGUCUUGAAGAAAGUCAUUAUUCUCAAAUUGCUCAAUACUUAGGAAAGUAUAAUCUUGAUUUUGGUAAUGAGAAUCUUGAAUAAUAAAAUGAAAGUGUGAAUAAUCUAGUGAAAAUCUUAAAUUAAUAAUACAAAUAAUUUUAGGAAUCUAAUGAAAAUGAGUUAUGA
Messenger RNA from Paramecium pentaurelia, 626 nucleotides. NCBI's taxonomy places the organism in Eukaryota, Ciliophora, Oligohymenophorea, Peniculida, Parameciidae. The record is from the annotation of a GenBank genome assembly.